GCGGCGGGAGUCCCGGCUGCGCCGUCAGCUCUGUACACAGCGAGAUCCGGGAGCCGCUCCAGCCCCGCAGCACGGGAACGAGCAGGAAGAGAGGCGCCGGUCCCGCCGCUGCUGCUGCUGCCGAAGAAACACAAACAGGAGCGGGAGAAAAAAAGGAUAUUUCAGCCGCACUUUGUGAGGAUUUGUCGUUUUUCCCAAAAGAAAAACCGAGACGGGAAUCUGCGCUCCUCCGUCAGAAGAUGGCUUCCAGCGACUCGCGGCUCCAACAGCAGCCCUCGCAGAAAGAUGCUGCCGACCAGAACUUCGACUACAUGUUCAAGCUGCUGAUCAUCGGCAACAGCAGCGUGGGGAAGACCUCCUUCCUGUUCCGCUACGCCGACGACUCCUUCACCUCCGCCUUCGUCAGCACCGUGGGAAUCGACUUCAAGGUCAAGACCGUCUUCCGCAACGACAAGAGGAUCAAGCUGCAGAUCUGGGACACAGCAGGACAGGAGCGCUAUCGUACCAUCACCACAGCCUACUACCGAGGAGCCAUGGGCUUCCUGCUCAUGUACGACAUUACCAACCAGGACUCCUUCAAUGCAGUCCAGGACUGGGCGACGCAGAUCAAGACGUACUCUUGGGACAAUGCUCAGGUGAUUCUGGUUGGGAACAAGUGUGACCUGGAGGACGACAGGCUCAUCCCCACGGAGGACGGCCAGCGGCUGGCGGAGGAGCUAGGUUUUCAGUUCUUCGAGGCCAGCGCCAAGGACAACAUCAACGUCAAGCAGGUGUUCGAGCGCCUGGUGGACGUCAUCUGCGAGAAGAUGAACGAGAGCAUGGACGGAGACGCCAGCCUGGUGCCCAACCACCGGAACCAGAGCCUGAAAGACUCUCCCUCAGAACACCAGGGUGGCUGCGCCUGCUAAACCGUCUCACUGCCUUCUUGCUGUACCAAGUUUCCCAAUUCACACACACACACACACACACACACACACACACAGAUACUCGUGCGUUGAACUUGUCCUCCGUGCCUCAGCCGUGAGCGGCGCCGCCCCUUUUGCCUCCCACUUUCCGAGUUGUUGUUUUGUCCGCUGAAACCCGACCACAUCUGUCUGAGAUAAUCUUCAUGGGGGCUGUUGGAGCCUUCUGCUGUCCAGGCCUGGUAAAAGACCCCCCCCCUCCCCCCGUGGUCCGGAGCCAUCAGCUCUGUGGCCAGCCGAUAGUCCGCUACAACUGGCUCCACUCGCCAGCCGCCGCGACCACAGCUGCAUUUAGCUCACUGAGCCGUUCGGCGGUUUCCAACGCAUCGCCCUCCUUUUGUCGUCUCUGCUCGUGUUUCCGCGUGUUUGCAGUGUGGAAACCUUUAAUGCGGCGCUGCGGCGAGGAUUGAAGGAAAUCCACGCUCAGAUUUCAUCAUAAAGUCACGUGCACACAGAGGAAAUCGACCAAUGUGAGGCAGACCUGCUGCUUUUACACCUGCGCCACUUCUGCUCUGUUUUUCUUUCACUUAUACAGUCAGACAGCCGUAUCCAGCAGCAUUCGGAAUGCCGUGUAAGAAAGUGAUUAAGGCAUCAGUGAUUGAUUAUCCUUAUGAAAAUAGUAACGCGUUUAUUUAAUUCGCCCGUGAAAGCAUACAAAGAGCUGCAGAGCCGCUGUCUCUCCUUUGUGAGCAUUAGCAUUACCCAAAGCCGGUAACUCCGUCAAAUAGAAGCUGUGUCACGAUGUUGCUAAACUCCUGUUUGCUAAAGGUGGAACGCCUUGAAGGCAAGACGGGAAACGUCAGUAACUUUAUCCACAAUCACGAUUAUGCAUCAGCAGCCUUAAGUAAACAUUUCUGAGAAGGAUUACAUUUAAAGAGUCCAUCUUAUAGAGGAUCUUCCUCCCAGUAGAUCAUGCAGCUACAGCUGAACUGAUGUGUACACAUCUGAGAGCGAUCAGCAAACGGUAGCGCGAGUUGAAUUCCCAAGAGCGUUUCUUCUUUAUGGUAAUUAGUGAAGUAGCUGGAUAAAUUCCCACUUAAAUAUGUGAUUCUUUGAAGUGACAAACUCCUCAUUUAGUUUCGAUUUAACCCUUUUUUCCCGCUUUUCUUGUGUCGGUUGUUGAGCCACACGAGUAAUGUGUGGGUGUGCAGAGGUGUGUGGUCACAUGACCGCCGUGGCUCGUCCUCAGUUGCCCCUUGUGCCACCGUCUUGCUCCUUCACGCCUGUUAAAUCACCCACAUGCUUUCACCAUGAUACACACACACACACACACACACACACACACACACACACACACACACACACACACACACACACUGCUGCUCUCACCACAGCAUGGCAAAGCUACCGGCAUGAUGGACCUAUUAUGCUUGAGAAGUAUUUACGACGUGGUUAAUCAUAUCUGUUUAUUACUGACACAAUGACUGUUUUGUAGCGGCGUGUGUGUGUGCAUGCGUGUGUGUAUGUGUGUAUUAAAAGGGAAGAACUCAGCCCUCUGUAAAGGGUGAAUAAAGGCCUGGAGUGCAUUGCUAAACCUUAACAGGAGGAACGUUGAGCUGUCACUGCAAUCAAGCUUUAUAAUCUGUCCACAUAUUUUGCCACAACUUGAUCUGACUUUACUACUUGCUGGAUUUUCAUUUGUGCCAUUUUAGUCAUAUCGCCUCCUUCUUUUAAGUAUUUACUGAUGGAAAAACUUAAAAAGGCAGAAAGCAUUGGCAGGAAAGACGACAGAUCUUUAAAAUCCCAGUGCUGACACAGUGCACCAGUGGCUGAUACUGCAGCCUCACAGAAAAAGGUCCCUGGUUGGAGGAUGCUGGUCAGCAGCUCUGUGGAGUGUGCAGGUUGUCCAUUCAUUGAUAACACUAUGCAUACAUCGCUGGAUGUUUUGGUCCUCUGAUUGAGUCCACUUUAGACUCCUUUCCCGUUGUGGUCCUGCUCUGAGACGGACGGAUGAGUCCGUUUUUGCGUUUGAUGCCAGUAACGCGUUUCAAAAAAUCAUUAAAGCUGCAUGUUUAGUUUGAAGUGUGUGGCAACUGAUUUGGGAAAGUCCAACUUUUAAAUUUGAAUUAUUGUGCCAAAUUUCAGUCCAUGCUGUGGAUUGUUGGUUGCAGAUGUACGGAAAAAAAAAAAGGAACCUACCUGAAGAAGAACUGAAAAAGCUGUAAAUAUCA
Molecule: messenger RNA, 3133 nt
Organism: Salarias fasciatus (jewelled blenny)
Lineage: Eukaryota; Metazoa; Chordata; Actinopteri; Blenniiformes; Blenniidae
Gene: rab3db
Product: RAB3D, member RAS oncogene family, b
Exons: 5
Coding region: 240-908 (222 amino acids)
Molecular function (GO): GTPase activity; GTP binding
Source: RefSeq, a predicted model, not a curated record